Messenger RNA from Hyaloscypha bicolor E, 2859 nucleotides. RefSeq lists its product as uncharacterized. Gene Ontology annotation, cellular component: nucleus. The transcript has 3 exons. NCBI's taxonomy places the organism in Eukaryota, Fungi, Ascomycota, Leotiomycetes, Helotiales, Hyaloscyphaceae. The coding region runs from base 236 to 2515 and encodes 759 amino acids. The record is from RefSeq and is a predicted model, not a curated record.
GAGGAACACAACCACAACCACCUUCGCCAUUGAGCAGAAGCAAACCCUAACUCCUCAAGCUCCUUUCAGUGGCACUUCCAUCUCCGAAUACCUUCCCGUCUCUGCAACAUCAACUCCCGCGCACUUUCGCGAAACACUUUCACGUCAUACCCCGCGGCAGAAACCUCUCGAGGAGACGCGCCACCUCUGUCUUCAGACAAACCCCAACGCCAAACAAUGCAAUAGCGCGGCUACGAUGCCUUCUAACUUCGAGCGUAAAGCACGUCGGAAGCAACAAACACGUCUGACCUUUGAUCCCGUCGAUCGAAGUUCCUCUCCAACAAACUUGUCGCCCGCCAAGGUACGUUACGAGAUGCCCGGCAAGAAGCAACGACCAACACCUAUCUCAAGCUUCACAGGCUUGGUGAACGACUCAGAAAGUGAAGAUGUGCUGUCUUCUACUAUGAAGGAUGAUUUCAGCAAUGAUACCUCUGCAGCGGCGAAAGAGAAUCAGAAGCUGCCUUUCAAGGCUUUGCCUACACCUGCGAAGUCUUCUCAACAGCCGGCAAAGGUUGAUACAUCUUUAGAUGAACUCGAAGAAUCCGAAGACGAACCCGAGAGCAACGCACGGAAGACUCGGAGCUCCUUCAUACGCAGCAUAGACUCGUCGAAGAAGAAGCACCGCCGCCACACAAUGGGUCUUGAUGGAACGUAUAGUUCAUCUAAUGGUUCAGCACCGGAAGAUAAUGCUUAUACACCAUCAAAGAAGAAGGCGAAGCGGACCCCGAUCAAGACUCCUACAAAAGGAAAGGCUAUCGUCAUUAAUAGCGACAGCGAAGUUGAAUCGGCCAUGGCUCUACCUUCACGAUCCAACAGAUCAUCUGCAAAGAAGCAAAAGUCUAUCACGUUGUCAGACAGUAGUGAAGAUGAGAUUGUUCAAACAACCACGAGAUCAUCUCAGCGUCGCCAAUCUUCUCUCAGAAAUGGCAAGAUCUCUCGAGGUUCACCUGCUUCAAGCUCACGAAUGAGGAGGCAGAGGACGACAAUUAUGGACGAGUCGGACAGUGAGGAAGAUGAUAUCAGAUCUUCACCACCAAAGCGCUUAGCACGUCUUGCGAUCCCAGACGACGAUGAAGACGAGCAAGAUAUUCGGUCUCCGUCGCCACGAAAGCCGCGUGCAAGAGCAACUAUUGAGUCCGAAGAAGACGAAUCGCAACCCAUUGUUUCACCUUUGAAGCGUACGAGAAAGCCGGUUGAGUCUGACGAUUCAGACAUUGUUUUAUCUCCAACAAAACGUCGACGUAAUUCGCGGCAGCGAGACGUUGACCUUUCAAGUGACAGUGAUCUUCCUUCUCCGAGGACGAUAGCUGCAAACCUCACGAGACAGUCUAAGUCCACAAGCAAGACACCGCCUCGUUUUACUCGACAACAAAAGACUGUUCGUCGACAUAGGACCGAGAAAGAGAAGAAGAUGGAGUUACUCAAACGCCGACGAGCGGGCGAGAAUAUCGAUACAGUAACUGAUUCAUCGGAGUCGGCUUCAGACGAGGAUGAUGAUGAAGAAGGACUUCAACAACUCUCUGAGUUUGAGGAUGAAGAACCCAGCCCAGAUAAUGCCAGAAAGCCUACGAAACCUGCAAAACGCGCUACUCGUUAUCCAAAUUCCGGUAGUGAGACAGAUACCGAUGGCUUUGUUAUUGAGGACGAGGAGGGUCCUCUCGGCAUCCCCGCCCAUCUAGCCGAAAUUCCUCUCGAGUUCACCUCAGCUGCGCACAAACCAAUAAAAGAACAUUUCAGAGACGUAGUUGAGUGGAUGGUACAUAAUAAAGUCAAUCCUGGGUUUGAGUGGAAGGAUCCAGUAUAUGAGACGGCAUUCCGAAAAGUCGAUCAAGAAUGCGGAGGCUUUGCUGAUAGCAAGUUUGUCUCCACCCAAUGGACUGCUGAAUUCACCAAGGCUAUCUAUGCCAGACCCAUUCUCGAAAUCAGAGAACUGAAUCCUGGAGAGGGAAUUGAUGUCCUGGGAGAGGCGAAGUGUGAAGCUUGCAACCAUCGAAAGCAUGUUCCUACCUUUUCUCUUCAGCUCAAGGGAAAGGCAUAUAGCAAGGUCACGCUUGAAGAUAUUGAUAAGGACAGCGACAGCGACGAGGAGUCAGAUGACGAUGAUUCUGAAUCCGAUUCUGACGAUUCGAGCGCACUAAGUGUAGAUGAGAGGGGAGCAACGCUUCUGAGUGAGGAUAAGCAGUGGUUUGCUGGUCGCGUCUGCAAAUUCAACGCGGAGCAAGCCCACACCUUAAUCCACUGGAAGUGGCAUCUCAACGAUUGGGUUGUUAGUCGACUUGAAGACGAAGGAGAAUGCACUCCAGCGAAACUUGCCGAGCGUGACAAGAUGAAGGGCAAACAAAGACACAAGUACGCUAAUAAGAUCGUCGAUCGCUGGCAAGAUGAGGGCAUCAUCAAGACGCUAUACAAGGACUUCAAGUCCCAAAAGGACACGGCUCGCGAGUUACAGGCUCAAAAGCGUGGAGGAUGGAAGUGAGCACUUCUCACUUGAUCUCACAAUAGGAGAGAAUUAGAUAUGAAGAUGGAGAAGAAGGGAUUCCCAACCUUUUGGCCUACCGAGUGUUGGCUAAUCGGUACGGAGUCCACAUAUGCUUGUUGAAUUUUUGUUGGACUAAGAUACCAUUUCCUUCUCUUCAAUUCGAUACAUGCAGCAAAGUAACGAGGUAGCUAGAUCUUGGCAUUCAUGAGAUGAGGUGGAUUUCAUGCUGAUCGAUCGAUGAUGGAUACCACAAGCUGCUUACGAAUAAUGAGAGACGACGAGAUGACGAGUGGGAGCAUCGAUAGUGGAAUAAAAAAACUCUAAAUGAAUGAUCCAACUGC